This is a messenger RNA of Cylicocyclus nassatus, 239 nucleotides long. NCBI's taxonomy places the organism in Eukaryota, Metazoa, Nematoda, Chromadorea, Rhabditida, Strongylidae. The record is from the annotation of a GenBank genome assembly.
GGUUGAUUCUAGUCGUACAGUGAGUCUGCUUCAAAAGCAGUGUCCGUGCGUGCGGCUACCGCAUGCGCAGCGCUGAGGACACGUGCGCGAAUGGCAUUCGCGAGGCGGGUGUCUCACAAACGCGGACAUUGCAAGUAAAACAGACUGUAGAAGUUUUUCUUACCUGUUCAUACUCCUGCUUGAGGCAUGUAUUCGCGAGCUCUGCUUUUGUAAGGAAUCGCAAUAACAAGGAAUGGAUU